CCCAUGGCCACUGGUCAGACACUGACCCCAUCCUUGAACCCAACCCAAUCUGCAUCCGUGAUCACAGCGUGCUCUGGCCAGGGCCCAGUUCCUCCAGCCUCCCUGGAUGGGCGCCUGGGACUGGGGGCACUGGGCUGGGCUGGGCUCCCCCAGGCCCUGCCUCCCCGUCCAUCUCCCCACAGGCCCUGCCCCGGCCCAGGAGGUCAGCCGGGGAAUCAUUAACAAGAGGCCGUGACAUGGCGGAGAAGGAGGGUGGCCGGACUGUGCCAUGCUGCUCUGGACCCAAGGUGGCAGCUCUCACUGCGGGGACCCUGCUGCUCCUGACAGGCAUCGGGGCAGCGUCCUGGGCCAUCGUGACGGUUCUACUCAGGAGUGAUCAGGAGCCGCUGUAUCUGGUACAGGUCAGCCCAGCAGACGCUCGGCUCACAGUGUUUGACGAGACGGAGGGGACUUGGCGGCUGCUGUGCUCCUCACGCUCCAACGCCAGGGUGGCGGGACUCAGCUGUGAGGAGAUGGGCUUCCUCAGGGCACUGGCCCACUCGGAGCUGGAUGUGCGGACGGCAGGCGCCAACGGCACGUCGGGCUUCUUCUGUGUGGACGAGGGAAGGCUGCCGCACGCCCGGAGGCUGCUGGACGUCAUCUCUGUGUGUGACUGUCCCAGGGGCCGCUUCCUGGCUAUCAUUUGCCAAGACUGUGGCCGCAGGAAGCUGCCUGUAGACCGCAUUGUAGGAGGCCAGGACACCAGCCUGGGCAGGUGGCCAUGGCAAGUCAGUCUUCGCUACGAUGGAGCGCACCUCUGUGGGGGGUCCCUGCUGUCUGGAGACUGGGUGCUGACAGCUGCCCACUGCUUCCCUGAGCGGAACCGGGUCCUGUCUCGAUGGCGGGUGUUUGCCGGCGCUGUGGCCCAGGCCUCACCCCACGGCCUGCAGCUGGGGGUGCAGGCAGUAAUCUACCACGGGGGCUAUCUCCCCUUUCGAGACCCCAACAGUGAGGAGAAUAGCAAUGACAUCGCCCUGGUCCACCUCUCCAGCUCCCUGCCCUUCACAGAAUACAUCCAGUCUGUGUGCCUCCCAGCGGCUGGCCAGGCCCUGGUGGAUGGCAAGAUCUGUACAGUGACUGGCUGGGGCAACACACAGUACUACGGCCAACAGGCUGGGGUACUCCAGGAGGCCCGAGUACCCAUAAUCAGCAAUGAUGUCUGCAACGGCCCUGACUUCUACGGGAACCAGAUCAAGCCCAAGAUGUUCUGUGCUGGCUACCCUGAGGGUGGCAUUGAUGCCUGCCAGGGCGACAGUGGUGGCCCCUUCGUGUGUGAGGACAACAUCUCUCGGACACCACGUUGGCGGCUGUGUGGCAUCGUGAGCUGGGGCACCGGUUGCGCCCUGGCCCGGAAGCCAGGUGUCUACACCAAAGUUGGUGACUUCCGGGAGUGGAUCUUCCAGGCCAUAAAGACUCACUCCGAAGCCAGCGGCAUGGUGACUCAGCUCUGACCUGUGACUUCUCCUUCUUGUGCACGCCUCCAGGGCCCAAGUUGAUCUAGGUGGCCCCAGCCUCACAUGGUGGGGUCUACCCUGGCCCUGGGAUGGGACGUUUUUCUUCUCAAGCCUGGCUCACAGGUCCAAGGAUACCCUUCCUCCAGGGUCCUCUUUUCCACAGUGGCGGGCCCACUCAGCCCUGGGACCACCUGAGCCUCAUCUUCCUGACCCCCAUGUAAAUAUUGUUCUGCCAUCUGGGGACCCCAACUUGGGUGCCCCUGAUGACAGACUGCUCUUUAAAUAAUAAAGAUGGUUUUGAUU
Molecule: messenger RNA, 1796 nt
Organism: Pteropus alecto (black flying fox)
Lineage: Eukaryota; Metazoa; Chordata; Mammalia; Chiroptera; Pteropodidae
Gene: HPN
Product: hepsin
Exons: 12
Coding region: 237-1490 (417 amino acids)
Biological process (GO): regulation of cell shape; negative regulation of epithelial to mesenchymal transition; proteolysis
Cellular component (GO): membrane
Molecular function (GO): serine-type endopeptidase activity; serine-type exopeptidase activity
Source: RefSeq, a predicted model, not a curated record